Messenger RNA from Cydia pomonella (codling moth), 2837 nucleotides. RefSeq lists its product as uncharacterized. Lineage: Eukaryota; Metazoa; Arthropoda; Insecta; Lepidoptera; Tortricidae. The record is from RefSeq and is a predicted model, not a curated record. Bases 39 to 2837 code for a protein of 932 amino acids. Gene Ontology annotation, molecular function: catalytic activity. The transcript has a single exon.
AUGGCUUAGCCAGAAGAGGUAGCAAUGAAUUAAUAAUUAUGUUAUAUAGAUUUUCUAGUUUUAACUGUAAAGGUGUGAAGCGCUCUGUGGAUACUGUUAGAGAGCUGUGUCAGAACUCAGACUUGGUUGCUGUGCAGGAAACUUGGCUUAUGCCUGAUGAUAUAGCCUAUCUCGAUACUAUUGACUACAACUUCUGCUCCACGGGCACCUCGGCAGUGCACACAGCGGCGGGCAUGCUGCGCGGGCGGCCCCACGGAGGUGUGGGUCUUCUGUGGCGACGUACGGCGUUUCAAAGUGUUUCCGUAGUGCAGUGCAGUAAUAUGCGUUUGUGUGCGGUAAAGAUAAUGACUAACGAUAAUCGUCACCUUAUUGUGGUAAGUGUGUAUAUGCCCACCGACUGCAGUGAAAACUUAGCCGAGUUCACAGACUGUUUGGGCGCGGUAAGUGCAAUAAUAGAAGAGCACGGCAUAGAAUCGGUAUUUUUAAUGGGGGACUUUAACGCCCACCCCAAUGAACGGUUUUACAAUGAAAUGAUUAACUAUUGCAACGAGCAAAAAUGGUGUUGUGUAGACGUUAAUAAUCUAGGGAUAAACUCAGAUACGUAUACAUUUAUCAGUGACGCACAUCUGUGCAGACGUUGGCUUGAUCAUUUCGUGUUGACACAGGCUGCGGUACCAUCUGUGCGCAAAGUAUGUGUCAAGCAUUGUGUUACCUGGUCGGACCACCUCACUAUAGUUUUAGAAUGUGAUUUGGACAUUAUAGUACCUAAAAUAACUAGCGAAAUAAACAAAGGCAAUAAAAAUGUAAUAUGGGGGGAAAGAACGAUGGAACAAAUUGACUUGUGUAAUAAAGAGUGUCAUAAAAGACUACGUUUAAUUGAGUUCCCAUCUGACUUACGGCAGUGUGGGGAUAAGUGUUGCCGGGAGCCUAGUCAUAGACAUGUGUUGAACGCGUUAUAUAACGACAUUGUUUUUUCUCUAAGAACGGCUGCGACUGUUGGUAGGGAGGAAAAACAGUGUAAAGCUAUGCAACGUAUUGUAGGCUGGAAUAGGCAUGUUAAAGAAGCUCACAUGGUUGCCAGACAAUGGUUUAAUGAGUGGAUUGUGUUUGGGAAACCCACAAACGGUAUUUUAUACAGAAAGAUGUGUGAAACUCGUAAGAUCUUUAAAUCACGGUUAAAAUGGUGUCAAGAUCAUCAAAAGCAAAUCAAACUUGAUAUCAUAAGCUCACACCACUCGAAAAAACAUUUUAAAUCCUUUUGGAAGUCCACAAACAAAUUAAAACCCUUGACUGGCCUACCCAGUGGAGUCGAUGGUGUGAGUGACCCUAAAACGGUUGCUAAUUUAUUUAGGGACCAUUUUGUAGUCAAGUCUCCCUUAGGUCCUACGAUGCCGGAGGGAUUCGAUGGAGAUACCUGUAGUGAGGACGUAGGACCUAGAAUUACUGCCAGAAGCAUAGAUAAGGCUAUCAAGUCUAUGCACAAAGGUAAGUCCCCGGGUCACGAUGGUCUCUCCAUCGAGCACCUGCAGCAUGCCGGGCCCCAGAUAUCAAGGUUGUUAGCCAUGUUUUACACUCUGUGUAUUCGCCACUCAUACCUUCCUGAUGACCUAAUGCGGACGAUUGUUGUUCCUGUAGUUAAAAACAAAACUGGGGAUUUAGCAGACAGGAAUAACUAUCGGCCAAUAUCGUUAGCGACAAUUAUUGCAAAAAUACUUGACAGUGUGCUUAAUUCACAGUUGAGUGAACGUGUAGAGCUGCAUGAUAACCAAUUUGGUUUCCGGCCAGGAUUAUCCACGGAAGCGGCAAUACUGAGUCUUAAGCACACUGUGAAGUACUAUACUACCAGGAGGACACCUGUUAUUGCUUGUUUUUUGGACUUGUCCAAGGCUUUUGACCUGGUUUCCUACAAAAUACUGUGGAAAAAACUUGAGGACACAGGUCUUCCACCAGAAACUGUAAAUAUCCUUAAGUAUUGGUAUGGGAACCAGGUCAACAGUGUUCGAUGGGCAAACGCAAUGUCUGACGAAUAUAGGUUGGAGUGUGGAGUGAGACAGGGGGGUUUGAGCUCACCGACACUGUUCAACCUAUAUAUUAACGGGUUAAUUGAGACGCUCAGCAAUACGCAUGUCGGAUGUCAUAUAGAUGGGGUAUGUGUCAACAACUUGAGUUAUGCAGACGAUAUGGUGUUGUUGAGCGCGUCAGUGUGUGGGAUCAGGCGAAUGCUGAAAAUUUGUGAAGCGUAUGCAACUGACCACGGCCUCAAAUAUAAUGGGAGCAAGAGUCAGUAUAUGGUUUUUGAGACUGACCGCAAAAAUACAAUCGAGCUUCCAUCUAUAUACCUUAAUGACGCUCUUUUGGAAAGAGUUGAUUCCUUUAAGUACUUGGGGCAUAUAGUUGCGGUCGAUCUCAGAGACGAUAUGGACUUGGAGAGAGAGCGAAGGGCCCUGUCGGUCCGGGCGAAUAUGAUCGCUCGAAGGUUUGCAGGAUGCUCUAUAGAGGUGAAAGCAACAUUAUUCAGAGCUUUCUGCACUUCCCUCUAUACCUGCUGCCUGUGGGCGCAGUAUACGCAACGGGCUUAUGGGGCCCUCCGUGUACAAUACAAUAACGCAUUCAGGGUGUUGAUGGGACUGCCCCGUUUCUGUAGCGCGUCAGGUAUGUUCGCUGCGGCGCGCGUAAAUUGCUUUCACACGGUAAUGCGCGGGCGCACCGCAUCCCUGAUGCGUCGGGUGCGGAGCAGUCCCAACAUCAUUCUGAAGAUGAUAGCCGAGAGGGUGGAUUGUGUAUAUUUAUCACACUGUGGAAGAUUACACUCUCCCACUAGUACUGUCAAAUGGUGA